Messenger RNA from Euleptes europaea (tarantolino), 1113 nucleotides. It is a transcript of the gene CA5A, whose product is annotated as carbonic anhydrase 5A. The record is from RefSeq and is a predicted model, not a curated record. Gene Ontology annotation, molecular function: carbonate dehydratase activity; zinc ion binding. Gene Ontology annotation, cellular component: mitochondrion; cytoplasm. Bases 1 to 1113 code for a protein of 370 amino acids. The transcript is spliced from 7 exons. NCBI's taxonomy places the organism in Eukaryota, Metazoa, Chordata, Lepidosauria, Squamata, Sphaerodactylidae.
AUGCCUCUGCCGCGUCCCCGCCUCCUGGCGCGCCGGCUGCCUUGCUCUUCUCCCCGGGCGGAGGCGGGCCCGGAAGGGGGCGGCUCGGCUCGGCCCCGGAGAGGAGCCAGCGGGGCGGCCGCGGCGCUUCCCCUCCGCCUGCCUGCCUGCCUGCCGGCCAUGGCUCUCCUGGCCCCGCGGCUCCUCCUGCGCCUCGCCUCGGCCGCGGCCCCCGGCAGGGCCGGCCUGUGCAGCCUGGGCUGCUGCGCCUCCUACCGCCUCCGCGACGGCCUGCACCCUCUGUGGCAGAGCCCAAUUACAAUUCCUGGAGGGAGUCGACAGUCUCCGAUCAACAUCCAGUGGAGAGACAGCGUCUAUGACCCUCACCUGAAACCCCUGGAAAUACGCUACGACCCAGCCAGCUGCCUUCAUAUGUGGAACAACGGCUACUGCUUCCUGGUCGAAUUUGAGGACUCCACAGAAAAAUCAUUUAUUACAGGAGGCCCCUUGGAAAACCUUUACCGGCUGAAGCAGUUCCACUUUCACUGGGGGGCCAUAAAUGAAUGGGGCUCUGAACACACAGUGGACUGUAAAGUUUUCCCAGCAGAGCUGCAUUUAGUACACUGGAAUUCUUGCAAGUUUUCGAGUUUUGAAGAAGCUGUAAUGGAGGAUAAUGGUUUGGCCGUCAUUGGAGUCUUUUUGGAGAUCGGGGCCAAUCACAGCGGGUUGCAGAAACUAGUCGAGGCCUUACCAUCAAUUAAACACAAGGAUACGCUUGUUGAAUUUGAUGUAUUUGAUCCGUCCUGCUUGUUACCAACGUGCCCAGAUUAUUGGACCUACUCUGGGUCUUUGACCACUCCGCCGCUAACCGAGUCUGUCACCUGGAUCAUCAAGAAGAAGCCAAUAGAGGUCGAUGAAGACCAGCUCGAGAUGUUUCGGAUGUUACUCUUUACCGCUCUCGGAGAGGAAGAGCACCGGAUGGUGGACAACUUCCGUCCGCUUCAGCCGCUGAUGGAUCGGACUGUCCGUUCUUCUUUCUCGAGCCAGUAUCGGCUGAACAUCGAAAAUGGAUCUGAGGAGCAUUUUCAACCUGCCAGCCGGCAAAGGUCCCUCAAGGGGACCAUGCAUCUUUAA